AUGCUGCUCGGUAUUAGGCUCGGCGGUUACUCGGUUUAUAGAAUUGACAGUUGGCUCAACGGUACAUUUGUAAACAGGCUCGGUCGAGACGCCGUGCGUCGCUGCGUUGGGCACGAGUGCGAGCGAGGAGGGGCGGCGCCAGGCGCGCGGAGAAGAGAAGGUGAAGGCGCGGGAGUGACUGGGGCUCGAGGGAGGGCCGGCCCAGCACCUGCACCUGCUCCUGCAGCAGCCACUGCCACUGCCACUGCCACUGCCAGCCGCGCCGUCGGUGAGCGCAUGGCGAGGAGCGCGGGUACAGGGGCAGAGGGGCUGGACGGGCUGCGCGAGCAGGGCGGGGGGAAGGCGGAGGGACGAACGAGAGGGGACGCGCAGCAAGGGUGCACGGAGGGGAGGGAGAGGAGCGAUGGGGGCAGGGGCGAGGGGGUGGUGGCGCAAGGCCUGGCAGCCGGUGCAUGCGAGGAUGAGGCGAGCGCGCGCGGAGGCCGCGGGCAGCUAGAUCGGGGGGCAACAGCGGGGCGGCCACGGGGGGCGAGAGACCACGGGCAGGGGCAGGGGCAGGGGCGGCGGGUGAUUGUGAUAUCGGGGCCCACAGCAGUGGGCAAGUCGCGGCUGGCGCUGGCGGUGGCGGAGGCGGUGCGGGGCGGCGAGGUGGUGAGUGCAGACUCGGUGCAGGUGUACCGCGGACUGGACGUUGGCUCCGCCAAGGCCUCCCCUGACGAGCAGCGCCGCGUGCCACACCACCUGCUGGACAUCCGCGAGCCGUGGCAAGGUGGGGCACGGUGGGGCAAGGUGGGGCACGGCGGUGGGGCGUGGCGAGGUGGGGCAAGGUGGGUGGGGCGUGGUGAGGUGGCUGGGCCGUGCAGUGGGCGAGGGGCAAGAAAGGUGAGGGUAAUGGAAUGGUGCGAGUACGGUGCAGGGUGCGUGCAGGGAGGGAGCUUGAUGAUGGCGAUGAGACACACAGGGCAUCAGCAGCAGCAUGUCAGCAGGAGCAUGUCAGGAGGGGAAUGUCAGGAGGGGAAUGUCAGGAGGGGAAUGUCAGGAGGGGAAUGUCAGGAGGGGGAUGUCAGGAGGGGAAUGUCAGGAGGGGAAUGUCAGGAGGGGAAUGUCAGGAGGGGAAUGUCAGGAGGGGAAUGUCAGGAGGGGAAUGUCAGGAGGGGAAUGUCAGGAGGGGAAUGUCAGGAGGGGAAUGUCAGGAGGGGAAUGUCAGGAGGGGAAUGUCAGGAGGGGAAUGUCAGGAGGGGAAUGACAGGAGGGGAAUGUCAGGAGGGGAAUGUCAGGAGGGGAAUGUCAGGAGGGGAAUGUCAGGAGGGGAAUGUCAGGAGGGGAAUGUCAGGAGGGGAAUGUCAGGAGGGGGAUGUCAGGAGGGGAAUGUCAGGAGGGGAAUGUCAGGAGGGGAAUGUCAGGAGGGGAAUGUCAGGAGGGGAAUGUCAGGAGGGGAAUGUCAGGAGGGGAAUGUCAGGAGGCGAAUGUCAGGAGGGGAAUGUCAGGAGGGGAAUGUCAGGAGGGGAAUACUUUUACGAGGCGGCACACGCUUUUGAGGUUCCUCCCUCCUCCCCAAAAGUAUACUCCCCCUUCCUCCCCCCCCUUUCAUCCCGCUGUGCUGCGCACCCCCAAGAGUUCACGGCAGGCGACUUCUACGAGGCGGCGCGCACUUUUGAGGGUUCACAAGGGGCUAUAUUGUUCACAGCAGGCGACUUCUACGAGGCGGCGCGCGCUGCCAUGGAGGCCGUGGUGCAGGGGGGGGGUGUGCCGGUGGUGGUGGGCGGCACGGGGCUGUACCUCGCAUGGCUGCUGCACGGCCGCCCCGCCACGCCCCCCUCCUGCCCCGUGCUGGAACGCACUGUUGCGGCCGAGAUCGAGGCCGCUGUGAUGCGAGCCAGGCACGCGAGGAGGGCGAGCGGGGCGAGGGGGGAUGAGAGGGGGGAUGAGAGGGGGGAUGAGAGGAGCGUAGGGGCGGUUGGUGGGGCAGAAGAGGCAGUAGGUGGGGGUGAGGGGGGUGCAGCAGAGGGAAGGGCGUCAGCAGCCGACGCAGUGAGGGGCGGCUUGGAGAAAGAGUUGAGUGCUGACGGGAGGAUCGAGGAGGGCAACGAUGGUGUGGGUGUGGGUGUGGGGGGAGGUGGCAUGGUUGCGGGGGGAAUGGAGGAGGAGAUGGGGGGGCAGGGCGAAGCAGGGAGAGAGAGAGAGGCGAGGGAGCGGGGGUGGGCGAGCAGGCAGCCGCGUGUGAGGUAUUCGGAGGAGGGCGACUGGGAGGCCGCUCUGGCUACCCUUGCUGCUGCGGGCGACCCAAUCACAGCAGGCCAGCUGGCACGGAAUGACUGGUACCGGCUGACCAGGGCGUUUGAGAUUCUCAGGGCCACGGGCCGCCCUCGAUCAGAGAUCACCGUGCCUUCCCACGAGGCUAAACACUCCUCCCCGCCUGCUGCUUCCACUGCCUGGUCACCGCCACCAUUCGCCUUCCACUGUUUCUUCCUGGACGCCCCUCGCCUGCCGCUGUACCGCCGAAUAGAUAGACGCUGCGAAGAGAUGGUGCAAGCGCCCCCUAGUCCUCAUGCAUCCAUCUCUUGCCUUCCUCUGCAUGCCCCAUCCUCCCAUGCCCUCUCUCGUGCUCUCCCUCCGCCCGUGCGGCGGGCAGGCGGGCUGCUGGAGGAGAGUGUGGCGCUGCUGCGAGCGGGGCUGCAGCCGGACUCCUCCUCGCCCACACGUGCCAUCGGCUACCGCCAGGCCAUGGCCUUCCUGCUGCACUGCCAGCGCCUCAUGGGGCAAGUGAGGACCAGUGAGGAGCGAGGGCAGCAAGAGCAGCAGGUGGAAGUGCAGCGGGCGCAGGAGGAGGCAGUGCAGGAGGCGCAGCAGUCGGCAUUGCAGUCGGCAUUGCAGGAGGCGCUGGUGGCGUUCAUCUUGGAGUUCCAGCAGGCGUCGCGGCGCUACGCCAAGAGGCAGAUCACGUGGUUCCGCUCCCAACCGCUCUUCCAGUGGCUGCCCGCCCACACGCCCCUGGUGAGAGGAAUUGCCCCCCUGGCGGGUGGGGAGGGGCAGGCGGGUGGGGAGGGGCAGGCGGGUGGGGAGGGGCAGGCGGGUGGGGAGGGGCAGGCGGGUGGGGAGGGGCAGGCGGGUGGGGAGGACCAGGGGGGUGGGGAGGGGAGAUUUGGUGCAGAGGGGGAAGGGGGGCAGGGUGGUGUUGGAGGAGGGGGCAGUGGGGGUGCAUGGGAGAAGGCGGUGAGGCGAGAGCAGCGCAGGGAGAGCAAGGAGGAGGAGCGGGCACUGAAGGGGUAUCGGCCACAGCUGGAGAUUUACUGUGACCAACAGGCCAUCGAUGCCACGCUGGCGUGGAUUCGAGCCAACGUCAUGCCGCACCAACAGGGCUCACAGAGCGAGCAAGGCAACGCUGCUGCUGCAGGUGUGCCCCUUGCAGAGGAAUGA
This is a messenger RNA of Closterium sp. Naga37s-1, 3417 nucleotides long. NCBI's taxonomy places the organism in Eukaryota, Viridiplantae, Streptophyta, Zygnematophyceae, Desmidiales, Closteriaceae. The record is from the annotation of a GenBank genome assembly.